AUGUCCAAAGACAAUUCACAUCUGCCUUCGCACGAUUUCUAUCAGGAUCCCACUUCUAUCACUUUGAGCGUCUACAUCAAAGGAUAUGGAGGGGAGAGUGUCAAAAAAGACGUCAAGGUUAUAAUUGAAGAACGGAAAAUAACAAUAAAUCUACCUUCCUUAUCAGCUGGAAAUGGGAUCGAAAGUCGUGAAAUCAUCUUUGAGCCUUUAUACGAUCUUAUCAAUCCUGAUCAAAGUACUUUCAGAGUCCUAAAUACCAAAAUCGAAUUGAAAUUAUCGAAGACAAAUCCAAUUAAUUGGCCAACGAUCCUCUCUAACCCUUCAAGACCCACCCCUUCCAAUCCGACUAUCAUCAAAUCCAAUCCCUCUUCUUCUCCACCGAUAAAUCAAGGUAAUGCUGGACCAUCAACAUCAGCACCCGAAUCCACAUUUGCAAAGCCAGAAGUGGCAGUAGGAGAGGGCAGUAGGAAGAAAGAAAAGAAGAACUGGGAUAAAGUGUUGCAAGAUGAAGAAGAAGAUGAAGGUGAAGGUGGAAAUGAUAACAAAGAUCCUAACUCAGGUGGCGAUGCAGCAUUACAGAAAUUCUUUUCACAAAUAUACGGGAACGCAGAUCCAGAUACGAGAAGAGCGAUGAUCAAGUCUUUCACUGAGAGUGGCGGGACUACUUUGAGUACAGAUUGGAGUAAUAUCGGAAAAGAAACGACCCCAGUCAGACCGCCUGAAGGAAUGGAAGCGAAGAAGAUGUAA
This is a messenger RNA of Kwoniella shivajii, 747 nucleotides long. RefSeq lists its product as uncharacterized. Lineage: Eukaryota; Fungi; Basidiomycota; Tremellomycetes; Tremellales; Cryptococcaceae. The coding region runs from base 1 to 747 and encodes 248 amino acids. Gene Ontology annotation, molecular function: protein-folding chaperone binding. The record is from RefSeq and is a predicted model, not a curated record. The transcript has 6 exons.